UUUUGGUGUCGUGGGGGUUCUGGAGUCGACCCCGCGUUACACUGGUCCCAUUUCCCAAUCCGGUGCCUCCACAUCAACGCUUUUCCGGAAAGAAGCUCGAUUCUUCUUUGUGAUCGGCACAAUUGUACAUACAUUGUCUCAUCAAACGGUGUAGACGGGUGGACUGGGCUUCCUUCUCCGCGCCUACCAGACACUUUAGCCGUACCACGUUGUGCAAAGGCACCGCGGACUCGUCAAAAGCAUGGAACCCUCGAAAGAGACCAUUGAUGGCAGCGUCACGGAAUACACCGGGGUACUCGCGUCGAAACUGCAAGACCUUGCGGUAGCUCCACGUUCCGGAUCGACGACUCCCGUCCCGAACAGUCACUCGAACAGCAGUACCAUCGCACGAUGGCCUCAAUCUCCUCCCACAGGAAGCACACCGGCGGUGGGUCUUUUGCACGGUGGCAACAGUAGUAGCAGUACUGCGGCCACUACUGCUGCUGCCGGUAGCAGUGGACACUGUCACCCGACUCCACGAGGCCCAACGCCCACUACACCGUCCGGGGCGAGUGAAUCUUCCACGACUUCGUCGCAACGCGAAUUCGGCGUGUCUCCGGCAGCGUCCCAUACUUCAGUGGGGAGUGUGGGACCCACGCUUUCCGCUACGCUCCUACCUCGCCAUUUCGACUUGACUCCGGUAAUGUGCAACACCACCCAAGGCAGCGACGUGUACGUGGAUGAUCCUCCUCCUCCUCAUCGUCAUCUCCACCAACAACAACAUCGUCACGGCAGUCGCCACGAAUUGUAUUCGAUCGUGACGCCGGAGAAUACCAGCGAGAGUGACUUAUUGUACGGCGAAGACUUGGCCUUACCAACCGACUGGUUCGUGGCGGACACCGGCCCGGCGAUGCCACCGUUCCGCUCGCUCGAUCGAGCGCACAGUCUGGGUGGACUGGAUCCCGCCGCCCUUCGCGCUGCUCACGCCGCCGCGUACGAAGAUCGCACCGCGGACGAGGGGAUCCCCGGUGACGAACGUUACGACGGCGAAACAGAAGGAUGUCCCGCACCGGCACACCUGACGAGACAGUCCUAUUCCUUUACUAGUCGACAGCAGUACGAAGAAGAGCGACGGCAAGGGGAGCAGCCGGAAUCGAGUCAACCGGUUUCGUUGACCCCGUAUCAACCUAGUCGCGAAGCGGAUUUGGAUGGAGUCGGGAGCAUUCCGGAAGAAGAAUUGAGUCGGAUAUUCCUACCGCGACGUACAGCGGAUACCGGUACCACGAUGGAUCCACUACACCGUCUACACAAUCCCAUUCCUUUGGACGAUCGGCAGUACAGUAUCCCCAGCAUUCACUUGGCCAACCACCUGCACUGCUCCACCACUUCGCUUACCGAAGAUGAGGAUUCCCUAGGCUUGGAUGACGAAGCCAGUCUCAGCAGUCGAGCGUCCAGUUUGUACCUUCCGGAGUAUAUUGGGUCCAGUGAGGGUGAAGUAUUGGAAGGUACUUCGCUGUUGCAUUUGCCGCGGAUGGGUGUGAAUCUGGCCCCGCAGCAAUGCGAUUUACUGUUCGAGGCCCGCCCCGGCAGUGACGAUUGGCAAGCGUCCGACGAUGAGGAGGAUAACGAGGAAGAGGUGGAAGGGGACGACGAGGACGUGGGCCACGAGCAACGGGAACACGUGUCCGUUGCGGUGACGUCGGGUGCGGUAAUGGCAGACCAAACCCGCGUGUGGCGCAAACGCUUACGCCGUCAAGAACGGGCUCUGCAGUGGUUGCAGUCCGUGGAAGCCGACCAGUCGUGUGUGGCCGAGGCCGCUUCGAGCAAAUUUCUCAAUACCAAUACGGCAGUCUCGCGAGCUCCCAACGCUGUCCGCGUGGCUGCUCGACCGUUGUUACGACAAGCGUCGUCACCUCCGAAUUCUUCCUCCGCGGAGCCAGUAUUGUCCGUUCCCACAAGGAGCGCUCCCGUGUCCACCGGCGACGGUCCGUAACAGUCGGCGCCCCGUUCGACGGGUACGGCACGCCGGGGAUACUUGGACGCGCGAUUAUUGGAAACGCGACACUACAACGAGUUUACGCUCGUUCUCGCUAUGAAACUCGUCUGAUUUGGUGGUUUUUAUUGAUUGUCUGAAAGACGUAGUUCGGUUUAUAAUCUAGAGAAAAAGAAAUACAUCGU
Molecule: messenger RNA, 2157 nt
Organism: Phaeodactylum tricornutum CCAP 1055/1
Lineage: Eukaryota; Bacillariophyta; Bacillariophyceae; Surirellales; Neidiaceae
Exons: 1
Coding region: 242-1972 (576 amino acids)
Source: RefSeq, a predicted model, not a curated record